Molecule: messenger RNA, 709 nt
Organism: Teleopsis dalmanni
Lineage: Eukaryota; Metazoa; Arthropoda; Insecta; Diptera; Diopsidae
Product: sterile alpha motif domain-containing protein 5-like
Exons: 3
Coding region: 2-709 (235 amino acids)
Molecular function (GO): protein binding
Source: RefSeq, a predicted model, not a curated record
CAUGCCGCACAACAACAUUGUCUGUGAAUGGCUGCGCGCCAUUGGACUCAGUCAAUAUGCGGAAAGUUUUAUGGAGAAUGGUUAUGAUGAAUUAGAAAUAUGCAAGCAAAUCGGAGAAAUCGAUUUAGAUGCAAUCGGCGUGGACACUGCACAGCACCGCAGUAAACUACUGAAAAGUGUACGGACGCUAAGGGAGAAAGGUGCGGCAAUUGUUUACGUGAUGAUCAAUGAUCCAAAGGCCUUAAGUAAUAGCAAUGAAAUAUUAAGCUCAGAAUGUGAUACACCCACCACAAUGAAGGAACUACAAGCUGUGAUGAAGCGACAUCUCGAAGCGGAUGGCAUACGUUUAACAGCGCAUCCUUAUUCAACACCGUAUGCUUGCAAUCGAAGUAAAUGCAUUAAGCGAAACCGAGACAUUUACUUACCAAAAUUCAAAUUCGAUGCUAUGAAGGCAACAACCAACAGUAGUAGUUCAGCUCAUACAGCAGCAACAAAUUCAAGUAUUAGCAGCUCUAGUUCCAGCUCAACGCCCAAUACAGCAGUUGCGAAAACAGCAUCAUCCAAAUCGGAAGCCGCAAUAUCCUUUUUAGCAGCAACUGCAACGAAUACCACAGGACAAACGAAAAUAAAGCCCGCUAUUAAAGUGCCAAAAGUGAGUUUCGCACCACUCGACAUUGAGUUACCGCCUAGCGCACCGAUAGCCACGUGA